Molecule: messenger RNA, 16870 nt
Organism: Manduca sexta (tobacco hornworm)
Lineage: Eukaryota; Metazoa; Arthropoda; Insecta; Lepidoptera; Sphingidae
Product: titin
Exons: 18
Coding region: 30-15971 (5313 amino acids)
Molecular function (GO): protein binding
Source: RefSeq, a predicted model, not a curated record
UUAAUGUUGUAUGUUUGUUUGUCCGCAGCAUGUCUGAAGGAGACGUGUCACUAAUUCGUGACGAGGACCUUCUGCGCCGUAUGUGGCAGCAGACCGAGGAUUUUUCCCGCAAGAAAGAAAUCCGCGCCCACAUGUACCGCCUGCGUGAGGAACGCUUGCGCAACCUUUAUUCGCCGGACUACGCCUCCGACGGAAAAGGUUGUGAGUUCACGUCGCCGCAGGGCCACGUGCAGUCGUUCGCCGACCAGAGCUUCCAGUCCAUGAAGAGCAAGGAAGUGCGCGACGCGGGCUCCCCUCCCAAGGAGUUCUCGUACCGCGGCCAAGACCUGAAGGAGCUCUCGAACGCCGGCUGGAACGUGGAGUCGGAGAACAGAACGACGGACGACGGCCACACCCACGUCAAGUCCGUGCACGCCAACAUCGAGGGCCGAUACGACGUCGAAGGCGGCAAAGGUCAGUUCGCAGCCGUUGACCAUCACAAGCAGGCGGUCACCGAGUACCAGGACGAGAACAGCAGUCUGAAGCGCAACGAGAGCUCGUCCAACACGGCGGCGCACGAGCAGGUGGUGCGCCGCACCGAUGACGGGACACACUUCUCGUCCACUACCAGCUCCAGUUCCAGCUCCAAGUACCAGCAAGUAUCGACCAAAAACGAAACAGUGCCAUAUUCAAACGACUACAACCAACGAACCCUUGACUCUAACCGCAAUGAACAACUAACGAGGAGGACUCACGAGAAUACCGUGGGGAACAACUACGACAACGGAGAACUGGUGUCCAGGAAAGUGGAAUACCCCGAUGAUAACACCCGGGUCAUAGUCGAGACGAGAUGUCUGCCCGACGGAACUCGCGUCACCAGCACUCGCCGGGAGUUCCGUGCGCCUGUACAAAGCACCCGCUCCGAGCAGCGCUCUCAGACGAAGACCGAGAGCAAGUACAGCUCUCUGCACAAGUCCGAUCAGACGUCCACGUCCAACGUCUCGCGAUACACUGACAACCGAGUUAACGACAUCGUCGACUCGCAAAGAAAUGUUGACGACCAAGACUUUAAAAGACAAAUUCUAAAAUAUACUGAUAAUGAUGACUAUUCUGAGACGCAAAGCGUUAAGAGUUACGAAACAAACGUCAAACGUGUUGUGGAUUCCAAAAUUGAUGACAAUUAUUCGCAAACCUCGCGAUAUGAAACUAAAAUUAAUAAGAAAUAUAUUGAUAACGUUGACGAUUAUUCGCAGACUGACAGGUAUGAUAAAGUUGACAGAAAAGUGGUUAAUAACCAACGCGACGAUGUGGAUUACACACAAUCUCGACAUGAGAUCAACAAGGAGCAUUUGAAGACCGACGAUUCCCAAACAACUCGGUACGUGACCAAAAUUAACAAGGUUACUGACUACACCACUGAGGACGACAGGCGUACUGUUCAGCAUUUUGAAAACGUGGACAACGUGGACCGACGCAACAUCACCAUACGGCGCGAGGUAACCGAGCCCCGUGAUCAAAAAGAUACUCAUCCCAGAGGCACAUAUCCGCAAGACUCGACGCCUGACCGUCGUGAUUCGACUGUGCCGCGCGAUCAAAAUGAAUAUCCGAAGGAUGUUUAUUCGAGAGACUCAUACCCGAAAGAUACAAAGCCUGACUCUCGCGACACCACAGUCCCUCGUGAUCAUAAAGACAACUAUCCGAAAGAUUCUUACCCAAGAGACGGUUAUCCUAAGGACAUACAUCCGCAAGACACAACAACGCCGCGCGAUCACAAAGACACGUACCCGAAAGAUGUAUACCCUAAAGACACUUAUCCCAAGAACAUGUAUCCGCAAGACUCUAAACCUGAUCGGGAUACUGUAGAGCGUGUGCAUACUAUCACAAGAGACAAUAAGGAAGAAGUUGUAACUAAAAAAACUUCUACAGAUCAGUACCAGACUACCUACGUCACAGACUAUACUCAGAAGAAGAUUAGUACUGACUGGAGCCCUACCCAUACUGCUUGGGCGAGCACACUGCGUUCCGAUACGCCGACUACAACUCGGCCGUCGACACGAGCCUCAUCCCCAGGCAGCAGAACUUUCAAGUCCAGUACUUCUUCGCUUAGAAGCAGCGUGAGUCCUGAUAAAAAGAAACCGUCUAGCCGUGGGGGUAGCCCUAACAAGGUUGAUCGCUAUUCUCCUUCCCGUACUGUGUCAGAUAAAUACACCACUCAUUCUUCUCAUCAUGUGACCGAAACUAAAACUACUAAGCAUACGGGCUCUGAUGGUCGCCCCCCCACCGGUCGCUCUCCGACUCGGCCCGGCUAUAGCCCUGAUAGGAAACCUCACGGUUACCCCAGAACAGGAGCCAGUCCUGAAAAGAAGCCAGAUCAGCCUCACAAAACCAGUACCAGCCCGGAUAGAAAACCAACAUCUCGGGCACCUGUCGGUCACCCUGGCACACCCACUCGCCCUGGAGACUUCGGGUCGCCAAAGUCACCUCGCCAAAGUCCAGAAAGAAAAGCAACAUCCCGCACACCUAGCGAUCGACCUGCCUCUCCAACGCGACCGCGGGAAUUUGGUACUCCAAAGUCGCCCCGUCAAAGUCCUGAGAGAAAACCGACCUACCGUCCUUCUGGUGACAGACCAGGUGAUUCCAGCCAUCCGCGCUUCUCGUCACCGCAGCGGACUAGUCCUGACAGAAAGCCUGACAACAAGCCAAGGGAUUCUCCACGAUCAAGCCCAAGCCCAGAUCGUAAACCAGGAUACCAAACGCCUUCUGAUCGUCGCCCAGCUCCUGGUGAUGUUCCGAGAACCACGUCUCCUUCUAGACCGUAUUCACCUUCGGACGCACAUAAGAGACCUAGGACUAGUCCUGAACGCAAACCAGGAUAUCAAACACCUGCUGACCAACGUGCAGCUCCUGGUGAUGUUCCGAGAACUACGUCUCCUUCUAGACCGUAUUCACCUUCGGACGCACAUAAGAGACCUAGGACUAGUCCUGAACGUAAGCCAACGCAACCAGAUAGCAUCGACAAAUCUUCACGUCCAAAAGGCGUGAGCCCAGACAGAAAACCAGGAUAUAUGCAACCUACUGCUACCACCAAGCCAACACCAGAUAAUCUAAAGAGUCCAACGAAGCCCUCUGUCAGCCCCGACCAUAAAUCUCCUACAAAACAAAUACCUGAAGAUCGUAGUCCAGACAAGACCAAAAGUAGCAUAGUAAAGGAGGUCCAUGAACGAUUUGUGGAUGAAGAGACUAAGAUCUAUACUCAAAUUGAUAAAACAAACAGUAACCAAACAACUGUCAUUGACUCAUUACAACCACGUGAGCAGAGCCCUUUGCCAGUUGGCAUGGGUCCUGGUAAAGAUACUCCGGACUUUAGCGAUUCUCUUCAUCGUGACGCUCCAAAGUAUAAAGAACCUACAGACUCUAUACCGUCUGAUAAAAUACCCCAACGAUUGGAAAGAACCGACGUGACCACGGAGUAUGAUAAGAUUACAACUAUAAAAACAACAAAGACUAAGGAUUCUCCGAAACCAACCGGCAGACAACCUUCUCCCACUAAAGACACGAAACGACCCGACGAUGUAAAGGAUAAAAUACCGAAAGAUAAAGAGGCGCCUAAGUCUGAUAGAGAACCCUCACCUGAUAAAUAUGGCACAUAUGAGAAGAAAAAGCCGACUAAAUUUCCAAAGGAUCAAGAUGUUCCAUCUGAAACUCCAAGAGAACCGUCUCCUAGCAAAUUUGGCACCUAUGACAAAAAUCAACCACGGGAUGAUGAUUCUGCUCCUAAAAAACCCCAGGAUGCCCCUGUACGCGAACCUUCUCCCACUAAAUAUGGAACUUAUGAUAAGAAGCGGCCAACUGCGGAAACUCCUAAAGAUUCCUCAAAACCUCAAGACAAAAAAACAACCGUGGAAAAAAUAACAACUACUGUUAAGGAAGAUAAAGAAACCAGAUAUGAUUCUUUAACCCGUCGUGAAAAGAUCACUAAGAAGCCUGAACACCCUGGUUCUCCUACCAAAAAGAGCCCGAGAGACAGCGUGUCUCCAGCCAAGUCACCAAUAAAAGAUACUAAAUACAAACAUACAACAGAUUUCCUAACUACUGAAAGAACCACGGAGGAAAUCCAUAAAAAACAGACUACUAAAGAUCGCCCCAGGCAACUUAUCACCCCAUCUUCUAGCCCAACUCGUAAACCUAAGCCUGAUACCGCUCCGUCAACGGGGCAGAGUUCUCCUACGACUUCUGUUAGUGGUUUUGUUUACUUUGGUUCCCCAAGACAAGAGCAACCUGUAACAGACUUGGAUGACCAGGAGCCUUAUCCCGAUACUCACGACAAAACAAUCCCAGCCUAUGAUAAACCUGACAAUCAGGUCAUAGAUCGUACUCCAUCACCUUCCAAAAUACCGUGCCGAUCACCAUCUCCUGAUAAACGUACUUCUCCUUACAAGGACAAUUUUCCACUCAAAAGUUCUUUGAAAAAGCCAACGGACUCUCAGACUUCACCGUCUGAAAAACCUCCAUCAAGUUUCCGUGUGUCACCAGAGAAUCAAGACUAUCCACCUCAUGAUAUCGUUAAGAAAGAUCGUCCAGAGCCUGAAGGUCAUGAUUCACCCAAAAGCAAACCGCCCCUGGAAAGACGUGAGACGUACGAGGACCGAUGCAGAAAGAUUCUUGGUAUGAUUGACACUACAGAGACCACCACGAGGGUGACUACUGAGAAAGUAACAAGGAGUUCUCCUGAUGAUUCUCCAAGUCAUAGCCCAGUUCCAAAGGACGUAUCUCCUUUCAAAGACUAUCCGUCUAAAAAGGACACUAAAACCAAUGUCCUCGAUUUUAUAUCUCGAGAAAAGGAUGAGCUCGUGAAAACUACGCGUGAUGAUUAUGCUCCUGAUGGAAAACCUAAAACGCCUAGAGACACUUCUCCUACAAAACUUCAAGACAUCACUACUACAACAAAAAAGACUCGUGAAGAUACUGAAAAGGAAACCAUCACAACGGUGAAAACUAAGUACACGAGAGAAAGUCCGGAAAGGAAACCUGGAUAUGUACCUGGUGGUAAACAAUCAGAGCCUAUUAAAGAUCAGCCUACAUACGGCUCUCCCAAAACACCUAAAGGUAUUCAGCCUGAUUCCACUACUGACGCAGUGAAGUAUCGGCCAACUGAUUCGCCUAGAAGCAGCUUGAGCCCUGAACGUAAAUCAGGCCAAACGCCAACAAAGAGAGCACCAGAAAAACCAGAUGACAAGUAUCCCAAAGAAUCUUCUAAGACACGACAAGACGCCAGCCCUGACCGUAAACCUAGCCAUACCAAAUCUACGGAUAUCAGCACUAAAUACGAUACAGUAUCUACUGAAGGUGUACAAAAAACUGUAUCUUCAACAAUUAGUGAGAAGAAGUAUCCUUCAAGGCCAUCCGAUUCGCCCUCGCGCAAACCUUCGAAACCUGAUGUCGACAAAGUAAGAGCAACUUCACCCUUCAAAACCCCCAAGGGAUUAGUUCCUGAUAAAAAGUCUCCUGGUAAGAAACCCACCAAAAGUCCCAGCAAGAAACCAGGACACGAAUAUCCUGAUGAUGAGUCUGACACUGCUGAGGAAAUAUCUGACUACGAAUCAACUACCGUUACUGCUCAGUACGAGUCGUUCACAUCCGAGGAAGCAGAUAAAAAAUUCUCCUUAACUACAGUAAGUGAUCGUCCUGCAAAACCAACAUCUCCCACGCACAGGGCUCCGACUACCAAUCAGCCUAGGCCUCGGUCUCCGAAGGAUGAUGACGUGGGCAGAGAACCGGGUUAUGAAGUUCCUUCACCAACUAAGAGUGCGCCGAUAAAGGAACCCUCUUUAAAACAUCCUCAGGAAUCGUCUCCAUCGCCAGAUGUAAAGACUUCUAGCUAUAAAAAAACGAUUACUAAUAUUGAGUCGACCACUAGUGACAUUAACGAAACAUUCACUUCUAAGACAGUGGUUGAAAAACAACCUAAAAAACCAUCAGAUGCUCCAACUCGUGAUACUCCUGAUGAAAAGCCCAGGCCCGACUCAGUAAGUCCUAGGUAUCCUAGAGGAGAAAGCCCAGAAAAACGACAACCGACAUCGCCAAUGAAAGGCGUUCCCGGUGACAAAUAUCCUCGUGAUUCAUCCCCAUCUCAUCCCGAAUACUUAAAAACUACUACUGUAGUUACUUCUACUGAUGAACACCACACCCUCGAGGACAUUGAUGAGAGUGUAAGAAGUAAGAUCUUAGAAGAGCGGCAUCCACGCAAACCGUCAGACUCACCCACUCGCCGUGAACCAGAUGAUAAGCCAAAGACCGACAUACCUACUAGAUCAGGUCACCCCAAAGAAGACAGUCCCGAAAGAAAACCAACUCAGCAUCAGCCGACUAAGGAUGCUCUCAGGAGACUUCCUGGUGAAAGACAUCCCGAAGAUACGACUUCAUCCAGACCUAGUUACUUGAAAACUACUACUGUAAUCAGUUCCACUGAUGAGAUAUACGAUGCAGAACACAUUGAUGAGACUCUUGUAUCGAAGACCGUACAUGAAAGUUACCCUCACAAAUCUUUAGAUUCACCUACUCGACGUGAACCGGGUGAUAAACCGAAGACUGGCAUACCUAGUAGGCCCGGUUAUCCUAAGGAAGAGAGCCCUGAACGGAAACCAAUUCAACAGCCAACUAAAGAUACGCCUAAGAGAAUUCCUGGCGGUAAAUAUCCUGAAGAUAAGUCUCCAUCCAAACCUGGUUAUUUGAAAACUACUUCUGUAGUCAGCUCCACUGACGAGAUAUACGGUACAGAACAUAUUGAUGAGACUCUUGUAUCAGAGACCGUACACGAGAAAUAUCCUCGAAAACCUUCGGGUUCACCAACUCGACGUGGUCCUGAUGACAAACCUGAGAGUUACAUGCCAUCUGGGCCGGGUUAUCAUCAGCCGACUAAAAAGGACACAAAAACCGAUGUCAUUGAUUUCAUAUCUCGUGAGAAAGAGGAACUGGUAAAGACAACCACGCACGACCGUCGCUCUCCUGAUGAAAAACCUAGUUAUCAACAACCUGCCAAGAAAAUUCCUGGAGACAAAUAUCCAGAAGAUUCUCCGUCAAGCCCUGGGUACAUGAAGACAACUACGGUUGUCAGUUCUGCUGAUAUGGAAUAUACUACUGAAGAUAUUGGCGAGACAGUGAUUUCGAAGACUGUGCAUGAGCAAUACCCACGCAAAUCUUCAGAGUCACCAACUCGCCGUGCUCCCGACAACAAGCCCAAAACCGGCACUCCUAAACCUAGUCACCCUAAGGAGGACAGUCCUGAAAGAACGCUAGGUCGACACCCGAUUUCUUCGUCUAAAGAUGCUCCCAAGAAAUCACCUAGAGAUAGAUCUCCUGAAGAUCUAUCUCCUACACGUAUUGGAUUUUCGAAAACCACUACUAUCACUAGUUCUACUGAUGAACAAUUCACUUCCAAAGAUAUUGAUGAAACCAUAAUGACAAGGACCGUUGAAGAAAGAUAUCCACGCAAGCCUUCGGAAUCACCAACCCGACGUAGUCCAGGUGACAAGCCAAGUACUGGUGUUCCGUCUAGGCCUGGUUAUCCUAAGGAAGGUAGUCCUGAAAGAAAACCGCGAUAUCAACAGCCUUCUCCACCAACUAAGGGUGUUCCGCAAAGAGAGCCUGAAGACCAAUAUCCUGAUAAUUCUUCACCCCGACAGGGAUAUUUGAAAACAACCACAGUUGUGAGUUCUACGGAUGUUUCGUAUGGGACGGAAGACGUGGAAGAAACACAUAUUUCAAAGACUAUGCACGAAAAACAUCCUCGGAAGCCUUCGGAGUCACCCAGCCGUCAACCACACGACAAGCCUAGGACUGACACUUCUAGCAGACCUGGAUAUUCGAAGGAAGAAAGUCCGGAAAGAAGACCUGGCUAUCGACAACCAACAUCACCAACUAAGAAAAUUCCUGGUGAACGAUAUCCUGAUGAAUCUUCACCAUCGAGACCAGGUAAAGAACCUGGAUACACAAAAACAACAACCGCUAUAACAACUACAUACGAUAGCUAUGACACAGAGAGCACUGAGGAUACUACGAGAAGAACUUACGAAGAAAGUCAUCCUAGAAAGCAGACAGAAUCGCCUACACAUCGGCCAGUCAAAGAUACACCCAGAAUUCAUUCGACUAAGCCUAUAUUACCUAAAGAUGAAAGUCCUGAAAGGAAACCGGGUUAUCAUCAUCCAUCUUCACUUACCAAGGGUUCCUCGAAAGAGCAACCUUCCAAGAGAUAUCCGGAAGAUUUAACUCCUUCGCAACCUAAAACUCCUGGUUACAUGAAAUCAACCACUUCUGUUACAUCAAAACAUGAUUCUCUUUAUACAACAGAGGAUACUGAAAAGACUCGCAAAUCUAUAACAUUAGAGGAGAAAAUCAAAAAACCAUUAGAUACAACAACUAUACGCGCCCCAGGUUAUAAACCUGAAAGCGAUAUUUCAGACGAAGAAGAAUAUCCAGAAGAAGGAAGACCCGGCCACCCACAAAGAUCACCAAAUUCAGAAGUACCAACGAAAGUACCUGGUGAUCGCCAUGGUAAAGAGACAUCUCCAUCACGUCCUGGACACUUGAAGACGACUACUGUUAUUAGAACGUCUGACACUUUGCAUGGCACGAAAGAUGUGGAAGAGACUUUAAUAUCCAAAACAGUUCAUGAGAAGUAUCCACGUAAACCUUCAGAGUCGCCGACCCGUCAUGCUCCGGAAAGCACACCUAGGGCAGAAUCACCCACGAAACUGCGAAGCCAAAAGGAUGAUAGCUCUGACAGAAAACCAGGAUUCCAGCGUCCAUCAUCUCCAACUAAGGACACUCCGAAACAAUCCCCAGGAGACAAAUAUCCUAAAGAUUCGUCACCUUCGAGGCCUGGUAAGCCUGGUUACACAAGAUACGAUACUUACACUCUAGAAGAUGCUGAAGUUACAUCUCACUUGGUUCAAGAAAAGUAUCCACGCAAACCAGCUGAUUCUCCUACUCGUCGAGCACCAGCAGAUAAACCAAGAGAUACUUCUCCUACUAAGCCCAAACGUACAACUGAUGAGAGUCCUGAAAGGAAACCUGGGCACCAAAGACAAACUUCACCAUCAAAGUUGCCGACAGACGCACAUCCCAAAGAUCCAUCACCAUCGAGGCAACCUAAAACUCCUGGAUACAUGCACACCACUGCUUCUGCGACAACUAAACACGACACUUCAAUAACAACUGAAGAUGUCAAACGAACCUUCACUACUAAAACGGUUAAAGAAAAAUAUCCUUCCAAACCAUCUGAACCAUCACCGUCUAGACCUAGAGAUGGUAGUCAAGAUAAGAGUCCGAAACACCCAGAAAUAGUAUCUUCUAUUAAAGACGCACCCCAGAGAAAACCUGAGGAACUCCGGUCCAGGGAGACCUCACCGACUAAAGGUGACAGAACUCCAGGUUACAUGAAAACCACAACUGCCAAAUCUUCAAAGUAUGAUACUGUGACGACUGAUGUUAGAGAAUCUGUCACUUCCACUGUCGACAAAAAAUAUCCUACCAGACCGCUUGAAUCACCUUCUCGUCAUGUUCCAGAUAAACAUAAGCCUAUGCCAGAGUUUCCUAAAAUAACUUCUCAGGUUAAGCUGGAACAGCCUUCAUCCAAGUCUCCAACUAGAAGCAGUCCUAGUCCAGACAGAAAACCAUUGUCUCGACAGCCAACAGAUACUGGCAGGGACAGUCCCAGGAGACUAGAUGACAGGCGCCCUCAUGAAUCUUCACCUACUAGGUCUGAAAAAUCACCGGGAUAUAUGAAGACUACGACUACAGUGACAUCUAAAUAUGACACUAUUACAAGCGAUAAUGUAGAUACCGUUACUUCAAAAACAACUGAAAAGAAACAUUCAUCUCUGUCUCCAAAUCGACAAAUUCCAGCUCACACAAAGUCUACGCCGGAGCCUCAUAGACCAUCGUCUCCGGCUAAAACACAUUAUAGAGAUGACUCUCCUAGGGACAGUCUAAGCCCAGAAAGAAAACCAGAAAAACAUCCACAAGAACAUACUCCGGGCUAUAUGAGGACUACAACAUCCGUAACUACAAAAUAUGACACUAAAUCUACUGUGGAUACCGAUGAUAUUAGCUCAAUAAAAAUAACAGAAAAGAAACCGCAAAGAUCCGAAUUGCCUUUACAUCAAAUUUUGAAAGAUACACGCCCGCAAUCAGACAUCCCUCGUAAUGUCUCGCCUUCAAAGCCUGACCAUGACAGUCCUCAUAAAAAACCUGGUUACAAACAAACUUAUCCGUCUAGCAAAGAUAGUCCAAAAGACAGACAGCCGAUUACGCAGCCAGAGGGUAAGAAACCCAGUUACAUGAGGCCUACUGCUUCGGUCACAUCCAAGUACGAAACAACCGCUGUGGAGGAUUCAGAGGAAUAUAUUACAACAGAAACGGUGGAGCAGUCAUCGCCACGAUCGGGAUCUCCAUCGCGACGAGUUCCGGAGGAUUACACUAUGCCGGAACAUCUCACAACACCUCAAGAACCCAGGCAAUUGCGCACUCCAUCCCCAAUCAAAAAAUUGACGGAGGUUAGCACAGAUUUCAUAAUAAGUGAAAGAGAGCAAGAAGUGCUAGAAAAAGUACAAAAAUCUCUUCGGAAACUAUCACCAGAGCGCAAAGAAAAGUCACCAGUCCGUGAAAGGAGUCCAAAUAAAACAACUACGAGCUUGCACGAUUUGGACAUAAGACAGACUGUGGAAACCGAAUCUGUUACUAAAGAUGUCACAGAAGGUGUGAAACGAGUUACAAAAGAAACAAUACAAAAACCCAAAGAAGACAAGCCUAAGGACCAGAGAACAAUUACCAAACCAUCAGUUCGAAAUGAGUCUCCGACUAAAAAACCAGGACAAUCGGUUUCACCUAAAGUUGACAAGAGUCCGGAGUCUCCAACCAAGCUCAGGAGUACUUCACCACGGAAACCAUUUGGUGAAAGACCUCAGUCACCACAGAUGUCCAGAACUGGUGUUAUCAGGAAAGAACCGACGCCAUCUCAGUUAAUCAGGAAGCCUACGCCUGUAAGCAUAACUACCAGUAAAGUUGAAAAAGCAAUAACGACGGAUGUCAAGAAACUGACGGGUGUUACUAAACAAACCAUCACCAAAACUACGGUGAAAGCUACAGCGAGUAAAUUCAUGUCAACGUCGAGCAAAACUGAACCUGAAGUGAAACGAGCUCCGACUCCCAAAGGCGUCAAGGAUUCACCCAAGAAGGAUACGGAUACUAAAGUAACACGUACAGUGAGUGAUGUCACUGGGAAAACAAAAAAAACUUCUCCACAGAGAAUUAAAUCAAAACCUGAGAUUCAAGUCAGUGAUAUGUCGAGCGCAAAGUCUCCAAAACCAACCAAACCGACGAAAGAACCGCAGUCUAAAUUCACGGGUAAGCCGAAAUCGGCAACAGCGCUGAACACAUCGGUUGAAGAAGAUGACAUAAUAAUUGACGUCCAACAGUCAAAGUCUUCCCGGGAAAAUUCCCCUGACCGUAUCUGUCCAACGCCGGUUAAUUUUGCAGAUGAUGUUGGCACGCCCAGGUUCCCUGACCAGGUAAGCGAACCGGAUGACGAAUUGCGUAAGCGCACAUACCACACCAUCCAUGAAACUGAGUCCAUUGUCGAUGACAUCGUAGAGAUUUGCGAGGAUGAUGAGUUAUUCGUCAAGAGGACAGAUGUAGAAGACAUCUCUGAACAUGACGAAAGUCUGCUCAGCGUUCACGAUAAAGUCUCUAAGUUCACCAGCAAAAUUCAUACGUCACCUAGACCAAAAGACACUACAACCGCUUUCAAAGACACUGAAAUUAAAGUUCAUUCCGACUAUAUUGAUGAGAAAUUAAAAUCUGACGAAUGUUUAUUAUCAGUGUCGGAAAAGGUAAACAAAUUCGCCAAAGGGCCGCGGGACACGAAAGAUAACAAGAGCCCAUCGCGUAGAAUUGUCGACGAAUACGAUCGCGAUACGAUUUAUCAGGACGACUACACGAAGCUAAGUGUAAACGAUAAGGCGCACCUGUUCGUCGAGUCGGCAGAACACGCGAAGUCGCCUAAAGUAAAGCCAAUACAAAAAGUGGAACGACCUGAUUUGACCGAUGUCGAUGAGUCAUUAAAGAGUGACGACUGUUUGCUCAGCGUGUCUGAUAAAGUGAACAAGUUUGUUAAAACCGCCGAACAGUUCUUAAUUGAAUCACAUGAAGUCGAGGAGAAAGACAAGAAAAUUAAGGAGCAACACGAAAAGAUAAUGAGACAAAUUGUGGACGACUCAGACGACGAGACCACGGAGAGAACUGUACACACGCACAAAAGUGUUACGCAUCACCAUGACCACCACGACAGGCGGUCACCGGAUCGCCGGGAUGACAAACCGUCCUUCGCAAGGGAGACAGAAUCUUCUCAUGCCAAAAUUAAGGAAUUUGAUAGUCCUAAUACGAAGCCAACGGAAAGGACACACCCUGUUAAGAUAACUACAUUACGUAGCAGCGAGGCGGUAAAAAAAGCUAAAGCAUUGUUUGAAAAUAUUGCUUCAACUACGCAGAAAACGAAAGAAACACACACAACAAAAACUGCCAAAUUAACGGAUAUCGGCGUGCAAAGAAAACCUAAGGAAUCAACUACAGUGUCCCAGCGUCAUAUGGAGCGACACCCGAGUCACGUGACCGACACCGAUAGCGAAGUCGAUGCGGCGCCGCAUGUCCCGAGGGAGCGCCCGCCUAGUGGAACUCACGGCAGGGCGCCUGAAGACAAACCGCGUAGUAGCCCCGGCCGUAUCAGGACUAAAUCGCCUGAAGUUCCGAAGUCUAAGUCGCCGAUGCGUCAGACAGUAGAGACGACCACUACAACAAAAACUAUAUUGACGCGGUACCCAGCCGCACCGAGAUCUGAGUCUCCAAAACAGCGGCCUGAAACUGACAAGCCAGGUUACUCACGCCCGACCAAGUCGAGCCAAAGCAAAGAAGAAAAGGUUGUGGAAGAAACUGAGGUGAGCAGCCGACGUGGAAGUGGAAAGUUCGGUGUAGAACUCCGUAGAACGAGUGUGGAGCGAUCAACGGUGAGCAGUGAGCGCCGGCGCAGCGUCGAGCACCCCUGCAUUGAGGACAUCUUCGACCUGGACCUCCUGGAACAAAUGUUGGAAAAGGUCGUGGGCUACGAGCAGAGGCGACGCAUCAGGGCGCAAAUAAGAAUAGCUAAAAAAGGAGAGGAUACUACUGUCACGAAGGUCAUAAAACCUACACUGAGCAUACCAAAGAGUCGGUCUCCCGAACCGCACAAAUCACCCGACCGCACCCCAAAAACAACACAUCACAGACCUACAUCUCCUGACCGCAAAUCUACUCCGCAAAGAUCGGUUACUCAGAGGGAAACGCCAUCUCGUAACGGACAUCCCAAGGAGCCGGUUGAGAAGCACCCGCGUGGACAGAGACCGCAUAGUCCAGAAAAAAUAGCUCCCAAGUCCACUAAAACUGUCCGUCAACCGAGUCCCGAAAAGAAGACGCAUCCGCAGUCUCCAAGCAAAGCCGUUUCGAAGCCCAAAUCCAGCCGCUUCAACGAAUACGCCACGGCUUACAUGAAAAAAGUUGGACUGAACGAAGCCGACAAAAAAACUACUGACAUUAAGAAGAAGGACAUGCAACACAAAUCUAUGCGCCAAGUGGAAGAAACAACAACUGUUGAACAGUAUUCUUCCGAAUGUUUCGUCGAAAAAACACCAUCGAGUGAGGUUAUAGAAAUUGUCCACUUAAACGGGAAGAGAUCACCGUCGCCUGAGAAAAGACAGAGCCCUGAACGCAAGGUUGAGAGACAAGAGCGCUCCCCAACUCCUGAACUGAAAAGGCAGAUGUCUGACACAGCUAAAAAAGAAACUAUCAUUAAAACUGUGUAUGAUAUUGAGAAGAAGAUACCACAAAAACAGAUUCAGGAGGAGAAACCGUCGUGGGUGACCAAUAGGAACCUUAAAAAGAUAACUUCGGAGACUCGCACGUUCAGUAGCAAGAAAUUGGAGCCAGAGAAGCCAAAGUACCGCUCUGCGAGUCCAUCGAAAGCCAUCACGAAACCCAUUGACGUGAUUACCUCGAGUUAUGGCCCCGGUCCACUGGAUGCUGAUGGGAAGCCGCUAUUCGGCAUCAAAGCGCUGAGGAAUGGCAGCAGCAACUACCAAGUGAAAGGCACAGUGAUCCGCCAAGAGUUCCACUCGCGCAACGGCAGCGAGCCUGAGGGCACGGUGUCGGUAACAGCGUACUCCACGGAGCCCGAGGAGCUGGAGAAACUGCUGCAAUCGCAGGGGGCGCCGCCGUCUCGCAUCCACGGUCUUGCCGCCAUCACCACCACCAAGAAGUUCGGCGGCGACACCGGCACCACCAUACACCAGGCUCAUGGGAAAGAGGAACGCGCUGCCUUAGACCAGUUCACACACAGCGACCGCCGGGUAAUCGACACAGAGAGUGUGGGAGAGACCAGGAGCUAUGAGACCAAACGACAUGAGGAGACAAGACGGAUGGAUACACAGGAAAUCGAAGACCAGGACCAGGAGAGAAGUGCGGACAGGAUCAUCUACAAGCAGGAGAAGGUUGACAGGACAGGACAGCUGGAGGGACGCUCCGACGAGCGCAGGGAGAGAGUGGAUAAGAGAGAAGACAAGAAGACCGUCAGGCAGAGUUCGGUCAAAUCUCUUACCGAGAAAUACAUCAAGAGUGCAAGCGAGACGUCGAAGACUGACCGCAGCACGUACCCGAAGGCGGGCCUGAUCCUGCGCACGGCCACCAUGAAAGACAGCGUGUCUAGCGACUCCUCCGCGCACGCCGGUCUAACACGCACCGACAGCGACCACUCCCUGGGCUCUGUGGACGACACGGUGGUGACGACCACCACGGAGCGCGUGGGCGACGGCACGCGCACCACCACCACCACCACCACGCGCCACAGCGAGCGCUCCUUCCUGGACAGCAACGCGAAGGUCACUGGGGUGCAGGACAUACUAACUAGGAUGAAAAAUGCCGAUAUAGUGAUCCAAGAAGGCGAUACGUCCGAGGACACGGAGGCGCGCGCACUCCUCAACAAGUUCCUCGGCGCCAGCGUGCUGAUGGCCGGCAUGCAGGGCUACGUCACCGAGAAACCCACCGGCAAGAUCAUCGUCAAGCAGGAGACAGUCCGAAGCAGUGGUGGUGGCAAAGUGAUCAGCUCUCGGACCAUCGAGGACUUUGACGUUGACCAGUGCUGGGACGAGAGGGUCCUCAGGAAACUUCUUGACGAGUGCACCGACUACGAGCAGCGACGACGACUGCGCGCGCGCAUACGGACACUCAUGGCGGAACAGGAAGCAUGCACGAGUGCAGUGACGGAGGCGCUGGCAGCGGCCGGCGAGACAACGGACGGAUCGGAGACGCGCGAGGAAGAGGAAGUCACUGUCACAUCGAGCGUGCGGAGGAACUCUUCCGAGAAGACCGUUAGCAGUAGCACCACCACUAAAACUUCUAAAGUUAUAGAAAGCAUGAGUCGGCCGGCGCCGAAGCCUGUGUCUCCGUUCGCAAAGUUCCGGCAGCUCGAAAAACAAAACUCAACUAACAGUCCCAACUCGCCCAAGAGUCCGCAGAGCCCGGGCUCUCCGUCGCAGCCUUUCUUCAAGUUCACGGAGCCCGCGCUGCAAGCCAGCGCUCUCACGAUAAAAGAGCGACUGCUGCAGUGGUGUCGCGACAAGACCCGGGACUACGAGAAUGUAAAGCUGGAGAACUUCUCGACGAGCUGGGCGGACGGGCUGGCGUUCUGUGCGCUGGUGCACCACUUCCUGCCAGACGCGUUCGACUACUCGCAGCUCUCGCCUGAAAAACGCCGACACAAUUUCACGCUCGCCUUCAAAGUUGCCGAUGAGAAGGCGGGCAUCUACCCCCUGCUGGACGUGGACGACAUGGUGGCGAUGCGCAAGCCUGACUGGAAGUGCGUGUUCACGUACGUGCAGUCGAUCCACCGCCGGUUCAAGGACCACGACUGAUCACCACCUCGCCACCUCCUCGCCCACGGGACUCGCCACACACUUAUCACUGUUCACUUAGGUCUAUUAUACCUUGAAAUUAUUUAAAUGGCAAGACUUUAAUAGACCGAUUUUAUGCUGGCAACAUUUACCCCAUUACUUAUAAACGUUUUACUAAUUCUUCUUUUAUCUCUUUCACUCAUAUAAUUUUACAUAGGGAUGAAAGAGACAAAACAUUGAUUAGUGUCCCCUUUAAAAAUGUUAAUUAUUAAGUUCCCCAGUGUGUGCCGCGUCCACGGCGCGAGCUAAGCGUAGUCGAACGUUUAGAGUCACAAACCAUUCGAGUAUACUAAAGUCCCAAAGAGAGUUAUUUAGCCUCGGUCGUAUAGCCGCGCCGGGCGGUAACAGUGACGGAACCGUGUCAGCACAAAUUGUACACAUAUUUUAUUAGAACGUGAAUACACGUCCAGCACCGUAGCUUGGAGCGACACGGUCGCAUCACUGACCGACGCGACUGUACGUCCGAAGCGUUUGUUGAUUUGUUUGUAUAUUAUAUUAUUGUCAGUGUCCGCCCAACACGUUUCUCCACGCGCUGUCUCGAUUCUUCCUAUUUAUUGUAAUCUCAAGAUGUGAUUUUUCUAUAUUAGUUGUAAGUACUAACACGAGUAGGUCAUGGUGUUGUGCCAAGAUCGCUUUUGCUUAUUCGUACACAUAAGUAAGUGGAGUCUUCGCACGGGUUUCGACCCCGCGGUCGUCUGACCACAAGUCCGAGCACCAGUUUUUCUUCACCUUAACAUGUUACACGUUGACAUUUAACAGCGGCUCAUGUAUAAGCCAUUAUUGAUUUUAUAAAAUGAUAUUAUUGUAAUGAAAUUAUAAUUUAUAUUUAAAUGAUGAAAUAAAAUAUUAAUUAACAAUUA